Striga asiatica is the source of this 2981-nucleotide messenger RNA. The record is from the annotation of a GenBank genome assembly. Lineage: Eukaryota; Viridiplantae; Streptophyta; Magnoliopsida; Lamiales; Orobanchaceae.
GUCAAAGCACCCGCCUGACCCGAUCCAACCCUGCAUCCAAAUCAUCUUCCUCUCUCCCAAAGCACACGCAGAGGCAGAGUUGUAUAUAUAAAUACAUAAAAUAAACAUACACGAAAAAAUAUAUAAAACUCUAUAUAUACAUAUAAUAUAUUAGCUUCACUGUAAUAUUGCUAGAGAGUGUUCACAAGGUUUCUGGUUUUUUAGCAAAAGCUGGUUUUUCAGUCAGCGUUAUAGAUUAAUAUCAGCCAUAUUUGAGAAGACAAAUGGAUCAAAAGUCACCACUUUGGAAGAGGUCAACUGAGAAGACGCUAGCAGCUGAUAGAACAGCAAAUUACAAUCCUUUUAUCAGAAAUGAAGAAAAAACUGAGGUACUUGAGCUCGUGACCGAUAAAAUAAAACUAGAAAGAGAUGCCAAAAAACAGUUCGGAGUUUCACAUGAAGCUAUUGCAGGAUAUGAAAAAGCUGAUGAAACAGAGGCACUUCACCUGAAAACAGAUCUCCAGAAAGCUUCACAGCAAAAGGCCGUUUAUGAAGGACACAUCACCCAACUGCAAAAAGCUCUAAAAGACUGCACAGAGCAACUGAAUUUCGUCCGGAAAGAACAGGAGACACGAGUCCACAGCGCCAUAAUGAAGACAUCACAGCAACACGAAAAAUCAAAGACAGCCCAAGAGGAAAAACUAUCAGAAGCCUGUAAAAAAAUCGCCCGAUUAGAAACCGAGAACUCCCAGUUCAAAAAAUCCCUCCUGAAAAAGGAUCGAGCAGUCGAGGAGCUAAGCAGGUACAAAUCACAGGUGGAAGCCGAGCUAAAAUCACUCAUCCAAAGAUUAGAGUCGACUCAGAAGGAAAAUUCCUCCCUCAAAUACGAAAUCCGGGUUCUCGAGAAAGAACUCGAGAUUCGGCACGAAGAGAGAGAGUUUGACCGCCGAACUGCCGAUGCUGCCCAAAAGAAGCAAAUCGAGAGCCUCGAGAAAAUCUCGAGACUCGAAUUUGAAUGUCAGAAGCUUCGCUCGUUCGUUCAGAAACGAAUGCUGGGCCCCACUGCCUUUGUGAGGAUGAAGAACGAAAUCGAGGGGCUUGGGAGGAAGGACUCGCCUGAAAAAUCGAGAAGAAGACGGUCAAAUCAAAGAUUGACUGGAUCGACGGAUUUACAUGCUGAUGUGGUGGGUGAAGGGUUGACUAAAAGGGUUGACUUUUUGAGCGAGCAGUUGCAGAGGAUGGAGGAAGAGAACACAAGGCUAAAAUGCGCGCUCGAGGGGAAAACAAUUGACACUUUUAAUCUGUCUGAGUUGGGCAGUGAUGAGAAAGCUAGCUUUGCUGGGUCAUGGGCAUCUGCCUUGAUAAACGAGCUUGAGAAUUUCAAGAAUGAGAAGAAAUCGAACACUUACAUGGGAACUCCAGACAUGAAACUCAUGGAUGACUUUGCAGAGAUGGAAAAGCUGGCAUAUUCACCUGCAGUAAAAGAUGGAAAAAUUAGUUUCUUAAAUUUAGAAGCAUGUGGUAAAGGAAAUGAAAAUGAAAAUUGCUCGACUGGAAAAAAGAGUGCGAGUGAGUUUAACGUGAGUGUACCGUUGAAAAAAAUUAUUGAGCUUCUUGAUGGAAUAAAUGUAGUACCACAAGAUGAUAUUGGUAAGAUUUUGCCGAGUAAGGACUUGGCAAUCCAAAUGGUUCGAGUGUUCAAAUGUGAAAGUGGGGAAGUAGCAGCUGUUUCGAGACAGUUUGUUCAAACUUGCAAUGAAUUGUUGGGUGGAGAAGCUGAUAUUGAACAGUUUGUUCUAUUGGUAGCAUCUAAUUUGGAGUGGGUUAUGAGCCACUGCUUUGAGCUUCGAGAUGUCAUGAGCACGAACGAUUAUGGUGGAUCGGGUAGACAAUCUGCAGAAACUAGUGACAUGUGCGUUGUAACAGACGAGGCAAAAACAUUGAACUUACAACCAGCAAAUAAGGAAUUAUCGAUCAAAGGUCAUGAAGAGCAGCAAAUUAAGAAGGUUGACACUUUCGGAAUUCAACUUAAAGACUCGAAUGGCAUAAUCAAGCAUUCACAGUCAGAGAAGCCUACUAAGAGGGAGUCUGUAGAUAAUAGUUCUGAAGAUCAGACUGAAGAACAGAAGAUAAUGAAACAAGACAGUCAAAGUCAGACACAGAUUGUGAAAACAAACCUUGAAUACAGCAAACCUUGCGAAGAGAUUUCACGUGGAGAAAAUGAUCACGAAAAUACUAGCAAGUCAUUCAAAGAUCUGGAAGAAACAUGCCAUGACCUGAAAAAACAGCUAGAUGGGGAGAGAAGCAAAGAAGUUACAAAUGACAAAAGUCAACUUCAAAAUGAUGCGGAAAUUACUUCGGCUUCAGAUAAAUUGGCUGAGUGCCAAGAAACCCUCCGAAAUCUGGGGAAGCAAUUAAAGGCAUUGGCUUCCCCUAAAGAUGCAGACCUUUUUGAAAAGGUUUUAUCAACACCGGCUGAUCUUGUUAUUACCCGCAUGUCAACUUCUAAAGGAAAUGGAAACCAAAGACUGUCCCUACUAGAUAAGAUGUUAGCAGAAGACAAUAAUGUUCAAAUUGGUGUCUCACCCAAAACAGAAGAUGCUACUGAGAAUGGACACGAUAAUUCUGCUUUUAGCAACAAUGCAACAUCAGAGCCUGUGAGUAACUUUACCGAUCUAAAUGAAACUGGUCAUGAUGCAGACAGAAAUGCAAUUGUUCACAAGGCUAUUGUCCCUCGUAAGAAAAAAGACAGCAAGAGUUUUCUAAAAAAGUUAAUCUGGUGGAAAAAGAGAAGUAAUGGCAAGAAAACACCUUUCCCAUGAUCUAGAAGAGGGUUGGUGGAUACAAACUUUAUAGUUAGUGCUGUUUGUGUUGCUCAUCCGAAAUAUUGUUGUCUAAUAUGUGCAUACUGUAUAGAGAGGAAUGAAGAAGAUAAAUACACAACCAUAUCGUGUUGUCCAUCUGUAUAAAACCAAGAAAAACGGAAACGGAAUAGAAUCAGA